Messenger RNA from Ixodes scapularis (black-legged tick), 1187 nucleotides. RefSeq names its product carbonyl reductase family member 4-like. Bases 246 to 977 code for a protein of 243 amino acids. The transcript has 7 exons. Gene Ontology annotation, molecular function: oxidoreductase activity, acting on the CH-OH group of donors, NAD or NADP as acceptor; quinone binding. The record is from RefSeq and is a predicted model, not a curated record. Lineage: Eukaryota; Metazoa; Arthropoda; Arachnida; Ixodida; Ixodidae. Gene Ontology annotation, biological process: fatty acid biosynthetic process.
GUCUGCUCGUCUUUUUGGCUCAUCUGCUGUCGAGACUCACGUGUUGUUUGGAGCUGUUCGCUGCGGCGUUUUCCUCUCGGCUCCUCGGAGCGGUGCGUGGGCCGUUCAUUCUGCGGUGCAGAGUGCCUGCCCACCUGACGGCUGCCAGGCGCCCAAUCGUCGGCCGCAGAGACUCGAGCAACGCCGUCCGAACGGUCCACGUUGGUCCAAUUUCGAAGGAACAAGUGCAAAGCCGGGGAGGUGCCAUGGCGCGCGUGGCCUGCGUCUUUGGCGGCACGGGGGGCAUUGGCGCUUGCGUGGCCAAGAGGUUCCUGCUGGGGGGCUGCGCCGUGGCAGUGUUCUCCCGGCGGGCCGACAGCGUGGCCGCCACCCUGGCCCAGCUGCAGCCUUUUGCCGGACAACAUGCCCCGGUCAAAGGCAUGUGCUGCGACGUGCGGGAGGAAGACAGCGUUCGCGAGGUUGUCGGCUGGACGGAGCAGAACGUCGGCCCCAUCAGGUACCUGGUAAACUGCUCAGGCGUUGUUGUCGACAAGCUUCUGCUGCAGACGACUGAGGCCGACAUGCGUCGUCUGCUCGACACCAACCUGAUGGGGGCCAUCUUCUGCUCCAAGGCGGCUCUGAAGCACAUGCUGAGGCGGCGGGAAGGCAGCAUCGUCAACAUAGGCAGCGUGGUGGGUGACCGAGGCAAUGCGGGUCAGGUGGUGUACGGCGCCAGCAAGGCCGCCCUGGUGGGCUUCACGCGCUCGCUGGCCAAGGAAGUGGCCUCCCGCAACAUCACCGUCAACCUCCUGGUGCCAGGAUUCAUUGCAACACAGAUGACGACGCCCGAACACUUGGAACGGGUGGGUCCUCACAUCCCCCUUGGAAGGGCCGGAAGCGCGGACGAGGUGGCCGAAGUGGUCCACUUCCUCGCGGGCGCCAGCUACAUGACCGGCCAGGCGGUUUCUGUCGACGGGGGAUUGCAGCUGAAGUUCUGACCAAGCCCCAAGGAGGACGGAAAUGAACUUGCGGCACGUUUUUUGUGUCAAUAGGCGUGGCGGCUUUCAUGAUGUGACACUCCACUCGGCGGCAACCAGGAGACAAUAGAGUCCACAGGCGCAAUAUCAAAAGAAAACAAGACACUGUCAUAAAGGUCGCGGUAGCCGCUGAUGGCAAGGAACGGAGGAAAUAAAAAUUUUCUCAUCGUG